Drosophila kikkawai is the source of this 1103-nucleotide messenger RNA. RefSeq names its product Peroxiredoxin 4 (gene Prx4). Gene Ontology annotation, molecular function: thioredoxin peroxidase activity. Gene Ontology annotation, biological process: cellular response to stress; cell redox homeostasis; hydrogen peroxide catabolic process. NCBI's taxonomy places the organism in Eukaryota, Metazoa, Arthropoda, Insecta, Diptera, Drosophilidae. Gene Ontology annotation, cellular component: endoplasmic reticulum; cytosol. The record is from RefSeq and is a predicted model, not a curated record.
CGGAAGCCCAACAACAAUUGGAAGGGUUAUAUAUAGCGAAGUCAAUUGUAGUUUCUUGGCAGAAGAGAAAUAUAAAUUUUUUUGACUGCGUGGCCAACAGUUGUGUGUGUGUUCGUGUUAUUUUUUUGGGCCGCGUCAUGCUUAAGCACUUAUCAAUCCUACUGCUAUUGGCGGCAGCAUUUGUGGGGGCUGCCAAGCCGGAAGAUAACGAUUCGUGUUACUCCUUCGCCGGCGGAUCCGUUUAUCCCGCCGAGGAGCCCAAGAGCGAUCAUCAGCUGCAGUACACCAAGGCAGUCAUUUCCAAGCCAGCUCCACAGUUUGAGGGAACCGCUGUGGUGAACAAGGAGAUUGUAAAGCUAUCGCUAACCCAAUAUCUGGGCAAAUACGUGGUGCUACUCUUUUAUCCUUUGGAUUUCACCUUUGUCUGCCCCACGGAGAUCAUUGCCUUUUCCGAUCGCAUCGCCGAGUUCCGGAAGAUUAACACCGAGGUUAUAGGUGUUAGUGUGGACUCGCACUUUACCCACUUGGCUUGGAUCAAUACACCGCGCAAGGAGGGCGGUCUGGGCAAUGUGAAGAUCCCCCUGCUCUCUGACUUGACGCACAAGAUCAGCAAGGAUUAUGGCGUGUAUCUGGAGUCCAGUGGUCAUGCUUUGCGCGGCCUCUUUAUCAUCGAUCAGGCUGGUGUGUUGCGGCAAAUAACAAUGAACGAUCUGCCUGUGGGUCGAUCAGUGGAUGAGACCAUCCGGCUGGUGCAGGCUUUCCAGUUUACGGAUACCCAUGGAGAGGUUUGUCCAGCGGGAUGGAAACCUGGAGCCGAUACGAUCGUCCCCAAUCCGGAGGAGAAAACCAAGUACUUUGCUAAGAAUAACUAAGAGUUAUCCAUCCAUCCUGCUGCCGCCCCAAGCCCAGUAACAUUCCAGAUGUUCACCGACUGACAAGACACCGAACAAUAGGCCCCGUCGUCGCAUCAUCAGUCGUCCUUUGUACAUUACACUUUUGUCAUUACCCCGUAAAGUUAUCCAUUCGUUUUUGUACAAAAUUUAUAGGUUGUUUAUUUUACAGCAUAACAGAGAUAAAUAAAUUGAUGAAGUAAAUACAUUAAA